GAUACAACUGGAACUCCACCGCUACACCUUCACUCUCCACAGCAUCUCAGGAAAAUGGCUUUAGUGUCUGAGAUUUUGACGAAACUUACAUUGAGUUAUGGAGGGGAGAGAGAACCUAAAUGCCCUACAGUGGUCCCAGCUUAUGAUUUUAACCCAGAGCAGGAUGCGGCCAAAAUAGAGACAGCCAUCAAAACCAAAGGUGUUGAUGAGCAGACGAUCAUUGACAUUAUGACAAAACGCAGUUGCUCACAAAGGAGCGAAAUUGCGUUUGAGUAUGAAAAACGGGCAAAGAAGGAUUUGGUAAGUGCCCUGAAGGGGGCGCUCUCAGGCUCUUUGGAGCAUCUGAUUCUGGGGUUGAUGAAGAGUACAGCACAAUAUGAUGCCUCUGAACUGAAAUCAUCAAUGAAGGGUCUGGGCACUGAUGAGGAGAGUCUUAAUGAAAUGGUCUGCUCUCGCAAUAAUGAAGAGCUCAAGGAAAUCAAGAAGGUUUACAGAGAGAUGUUUAAGAAGGAAUUGGAGAAAGAUGUUUCUGGAGACACAUCUGGUGAUUUCGCUAAGCUGCUCCUGGCCCUUGUACAGGCCAAAAGAGAUGAGCCGAGUAACGUGGUGGACUAUGAGAAGAUCGACAAUGAUGCAAGAGCUCUUUAUGAAGCUGGAGUGAAGAGAAAAGGAACUGAUGUGACCACCUGGAUUUCAAUCUUCUCUGAGAGGAGUGUCCCACACUUGCAGAAAGUGUUUGAAAGGUACAAGAGAUACAGCCCAUAUGACAUUAAGGAGAGCAUUCGAAAGGAGGUGAAGGGAGAUCUGGAAAAAUCAUUCCUCACACUAGUUGAGUGCUUGGAGAACAAGCAUCUGUAUUUUGCCAGCAGACUCGGUGAUGCUAUGAAGAGUAAAAGUGUUAAAGAGAAAGUCAUAACCCGCAUCAUCGUCUCCCGCUGUGAAGUUGAUCUCAUGAAGGUCCGUGCAGAGUUUAAGAGGAAUUUUGGAAAAUCUCUGUACCAGACAAUUUUAGAGCACACCAAGGGUGACUACCAGAGAGCUCUACUGAACCUCUGUGGGGGAGAUGACUAAACAUCUGUAAUCUUCUGCUGCACAUGUCCAAUUAGUUAAAAAUGCAGUAUUAUAACUGACAUAUCCAAAGUCACUUGGGACAAAGCUGUUGACAGAAUAAAUAGGACUUCAUCUUGUGCACGACUCAAUCUGAUUCAGAUGAAAGUUCUGUACCGUAUUCACUAUAGUAAAACCAAACUGGCUAAACUAUACCCAAAUAUAGAUGAAACAUGUGAUCGUUGCAGUGCAUUUAAGGCGGAUCUAACCCAUAUGUUCUGGUCAUGUACUAAACUGAGAUAAUUUUGGUCUUCAGUAUUUGAAAUUUUAAACUCAGCAUUUAAUUUAAGAAU
This is a messenger RNA of Sinocyclocheilus anshuiensis, 1400 nucleotides long. Its product is annotated as annexin A2-like. Gene Ontology annotation, molecular function: calcium ion binding; cytoskeletal protein binding; phospholipase inhibitor activity. The transcript is spliced from 13 exons. Gene Ontology annotation, cellular component: cytoplasm; nucleus; vesicle membrane. The record is from RefSeq and is a predicted model, not a curated record. NCBI's taxonomy places the organism in Eukaryota, Metazoa, Chordata, Actinopteri, Cypriniformes, Cyprinidae. The coding region runs from base 55 to 1071 and encodes 338 amino acids.